Triticum dicoccoides is the source of this 636-nucleotide messenger RNA. RefSeq names its product 30S ribosomal protein S13, chloroplastic-like. The transcript has 2 exons. The record is from RefSeq and is a predicted model, not a curated record. Gene Ontology annotation, biological process: translation. Gene Ontology annotation, cellular component: ribosome; mitochondrion; small ribosomal subunit. Lineage: Eukaryota; Viridiplantae; Streptophyta; Magnoliopsida; Poales; Poaceae. Gene Ontology annotation, molecular function: RNA binding; structural constituent of ribosome. The coding region runs from base 268 to 636 and encodes 122 amino acids.
AGAUGGGAUGGCCAGUACAUUUGUAGGCUAACUAACAGACCCUUCGAUGAACUGCCUCAGCAAGUUCACUGUCAACUUGGUCAGACACAGCUUGGCGACAGUCACAAACGAACUGCUUUCAUUCCCCUAGUGUCUUCAGAUGACACACAGCUUUUCUUUCACGUACAUGUAUGCACUUUUGUCGUGGACCAACAGUUGCAUGCUGGUAACUUAAUUCUUCUUUUGUCGCGGACUUGACAGGACGGAAGUUUUGUUCAUGGUGGGUUCAUGGAUUCCAUUCGUAUUGGUGGUGUUGUGAUACCUAACCACAAGAGGGUGGAGUACGCACUGCAAUCCAUCCAUGGCAUUGGCCGGGCACGCGUCCGUCAGAUCCUUUCAGAGCUCAGUUUGGAGAACAAGCUCACCAAAGACCUCUCCAAAGAGGAGAUCAUCACCCUCCGUGAGGGGAUCGCAAAGUACAUGAUUGAAACAGACCUAAGACGGGAGUGCGGCGGUCGAGAGAUCGAUUGGAAGGGAUUAGAUGCUACAGGGGCAUCCGGCACGCGGAUGCUCUCCCGGUACGUGGCCAGAGAACAAAGACCAAUGGCAGGACUCGCAAGGAAAAGAGGGCUUGAGUUUCCAACAAGUCGUCCGUGA